Molecule: messenger RNA, 201 nt
Organism: Aureococcus anophagefferens
Lineage: Eukaryota; Pelagophyceae; Pelagomonadales; Pelagomonadaceae
Exons: 1
Molecular function (GO): calcium ion binding
Source: RefSeq, a predicted model, not a curated record
AUGCUCGAGAACGUGCUCCGGCCCUUCUUCUCCAAGUACGACACGGACAACAACGGGACGCUGGAGCUGUCCGAGCUGUCGCGCGUCUUCGAGGAUCUGAACGAGCCCAAGAGCUCCGACGAGCUCGACGUGCUCUUCAAGAAGUACGACCGCGACGGCUCCGGGUCCAUCUCCUUCGACGAGUUCUGCGUCGGCAUGCGC